GUUGCUAUGGAAACCACCCGGAUGCCCCCACGGCCUGCUGGGAGUGCGGCUAAGCAGUGAGCAUGCUCGAGGGGGACGGAGAGAGGGAGGCGAGAGAGAGAGAGAGAGAGAGAGAGAGAGAGAGAGAGACUGGCAUCAGAUGCAGGCGGGCAGCCUUGAGUGGGCAUUCAUGGGGAGCUGGGGGGCGCCAAAGGCGAAGGUGGCCCUAGAGAGCAUCCUGUGAAGCAGAUUCUCUCCCCCCCAAUGCUUUCUUCUUGGGAGGGGGUCCCCCGUGCCAGCUUGCAGGCUGCCAAACUCCCGCCCAGCGAUGCCCGAACGAGCUUUUCACUCUCCCUCUGGAGCAGAAGACCCAGCAUCAGCUGCCACCCCCCCACCUGUCACUGCCAGCCCCGCAGGUCCCAGCUGAAGCCCUGGCAGGGCCCACCCCCUUCGGCCAACUGCCAGGCGCUGGGCUGGAGGACCCCGAGGGCAGGACCCCUCCUCUGCCCCCCCUUGAGAUGCCUGGGGACAGCGAGGAGACCACCCGCCUUCGCAAGCCUCGUUUCUCCUAUGAGGAGAACCACAUCCUGAUCCAGGAAGUGCGCGCCAACUACGGCAAGCUCUACGGCAGCCAGAGCCGGCGGGUGACGGUGGCCGAGCGCCGGCGCGUCUGGGAGGGCAUCGCUGGCAAGAUCAACGGCAUCACCAGCUGGAAGCGCACCGGCCAGGAGGUGCAGAAGCGCUGGAAUGACUUCAAGAGGCGCACCAAGGAGAAGCUGGCCAGGGUGCCCCACUCCACCCAAGGGGUGGGCAGCGCCGGCGACGAGGCCUUCUCGGCCGAAGAAGAGACGCUGUUCGCCAUCCUGGGGCCUGGCCUGAGGCCAGGGCCAGGAGGGGCAGAGUCUGGGGUCUUGCAGGGCACGUCCGGCUGCAGGGCUCCCAGUUACCAACCGGCAGCGGAGCAGGGCACGGCCCCUACAGAUCUGCCCACCAGGCUCAACGGCCCCGGCAGCCCAGAGACCUCUGCCCAGCCUUCCUGCUUGCUGAAACCCAAGGAACGCGACUCGCCGCCGCCCCCUCCAGGCCAACCUUCGUCACUGCAGAUUGUCCAGCUGGCUCCGUCUCCGUCCUGCUUAGGCUGCCGGCCGCAUCCCGAACCCUCCCCGGCAGAGUUGUUGGGUACCACUCCCUGCCCUUCGACUUCGCCCCCCCUGCGGCGCCGACGUGCCCAGCUGGACCUGCCUGCCGAGCCCCCUCUGGAUUUCCUCCAGGCUCAGAGGGAGACGGCUGUAGCCAUCCGGGAGCUGACCUACACCCUGCGGCAAGGCCUGGAACGGCUCACGGAUGUGGUGGCGGCACUGCUGCCCCUCCUUCCAGCCCUGCCCAACGGUCUGCUGCCCCCACAGGGGGAAUACGGUCUCCCCACGGCAGCCCCGGGCACAGAGACUGCCUCUCCUCGGGAGGGCAUGCCUGCCAAGUCGGAGUUGUCUCCCGGGCAGGAAGAGGACGGGGCUGACUGGGGGCCAUCUCCAAACAGGGUCCCUCCAGCACCGAAGCGGAGGACGGGGACCCCGACUCGGAAACGCAGAGGACGCUGGAAGAAUUUGUGAGCACCAGGACAGAUGUGCUCCCCCCCCACUGUCCAAAAAGGAAAGGCAGACGGGGGCUGCUUCCCUGGAAUGGGUGCUUCCAUCUUGCCCUGUGUCUUCCCACAAGGAGGGUGAAGCCCCUCUGCACUGCCCCCUCUUCCGACGCCAGGGGCCAUGGCGUCCGUGCCAGGGGCCACACUCCAGGCCAGUCCCCAAGGUCACCUCUGCUGAUUUUUCUGGUCCAAGCGUUAAGUGCAAAACUUUAUUCCACGCCCGGUGGGCUGCCACGUGUCACUGCCACCUUCUCCAUUUAUGGAUGUCAGUCUUUGAUUCCAAAGGGAAGGUUUGCUGGGAAAGAUCCAGAAAAAAAAAAAAAAAAA
Messenger RNA from Crotalus tigris (Tiger rattlesnake), 1948 nucleotides. It is a transcript of the gene MYPOP, whose product is annotated as Myb related transcription factor, partner of profilin. Gene Ontology annotation, cellular component: nucleus. The transcript has 2 exons. Gene Ontology annotation, molecular function: DNA-binding transcription factor activity, RNA polymerase II-specific; RNA polymerase II cis-regulatory region sequence-specific DNA binding. Lineage: Eukaryota; Metazoa; Chordata; Lepidosauria; Squamata; Viperidae. The record is from RefSeq and is a predicted model, not a curated record. The coding region runs from base 498 to 1589 and encodes 363 amino acids. Gene Ontology annotation, biological process: regulation of transcription by RNA polymerase II.